UGAAAAUAAAAAAAUAAAGUGGCUGCGAAAAUGUCAGUAUCACGUGGAAAUUCUGCACGAGAAUUGAUUUUGGCACGCACUUUAUGUAAUUUUUCAGGAUUUUUUUUCUUUUUCGUAGUGGUUGAUUUAAUAAAUUUUCAUAGAUUGAUUGAUAGUUGUUACGGUUGAAUUUACAUUAUCAUCAUCAUCAUGUUUUCCAUUGGUCAAACCUUAAAGACCAAGGUCAUGAAUGGGGUUAAUUUAUUAACCUCAAUACGUAAUAUAGGAUAUAUGGGAUAUUUAAAACCUAAUGACGGGGCAGUUGUUGGAUAUAAGAGAUUAGGUAGAGGUCAAGCUUCAGGACUUGGUAAGACUUCUGGUAGAGGUCAAAAGGGUCAAAAAGCUAGAGGAAAAGUUCCAAGAUGGAUGGAAGGUGGUCAAACUCCAUAUCAUUUAAGAUUUCCAAUCAUUGGAUUCAAGAGACCUCAUAAGAAAGAAUAUCAUCAAUUGAAUUUAGACAGAAUACAAGAAUUUUGGAAUACUAAUAGAAUACCUUUAAAGGAAGGUGGUUUAUUGGAUAUAAAAGUGAUGAGAGAAUGUGGAUUAAUAACAGGUUCUAUCAAAGACGGAGUUAAGAUCUUAGGUAAUGGGGCUGAAGAAUAUAACGUACCAUUAAAUAUUGAAGCAUCCAGAGCAUCAGAUAAAGCCAUUCAAAUCAUUGAAAAAUUAAAUCAUACCUUCGUAGCCAGAUAUUUCACUAAAUUAGGAUUACGUGCUCAUUUAAAUCCAGAUUUAUUCUUAUUGAAGAAAGGUUAUGUUCCAUUACAAGCUAGACCAACUCAUAGAAGAGAUAUUGAAUUCUAUUCUAAUCCAGAAAAGAGAGGUUAUUUAUUACAAGAUACUUCUUUAUUAUUGGAUCAUUUAAAAGCCAAUACUACUAAAACCACCAGAAAGUCUGAUGGUAAAUCAGCAUUAGCACAACAAUUAGAAACAGCAUCUAACAAGAAAUAUAAUAGCGAAGUUAAAUUUGUUUCAUUUGCUGAUCUUUAAGAUCACAAUGGAAUAUAUUCAUACAUGUACAUUUCAUAAUUCCUGUAAAUAAUAAUAAAUUAUAUUUAAUAUAUAACAAUACAUAUACUAUACAUUU
Scheffersomyces coipomensis is the source of this 1126-nucleotide messenger RNA. It is a transcript of the gene MRPL10, whose product is annotated as mitochondrial 54S ribosomal protein uL15m. The record is from RefSeq and is a predicted model, not a curated record. Gene Ontology annotation, cellular component: mitochondrial large ribosomal subunit. The transcript has a single exon. Lineage: Eukaryota; Fungi; Ascomycota; Pichiomycetes; Serinales; Debaryomycetaceae. The coding region runs from base 190 to 1029 and encodes 279 amino acids. Gene Ontology annotation, molecular function: structural constituent of ribosome. Gene Ontology annotation, biological process: translation.